Messenger RNA from Dreissena polymorpha, 9382 nucleotides. Its product is annotated as leucine-rich repeat-containing protein 27-like. The record is from RefSeq and is a predicted model, not a curated record. Lineage: Eukaryota; Metazoa; Mollusca; Bivalvia; Myida; Dreissenidae. The coding region runs from base 127 to 1905 and encodes 592 amino acids. Gene Ontology annotation, molecular function: protein binding. The transcript is spliced from 12 exons.
UAAUCCGCCAUUUUGAUAAUGGCGACCUACAUUGAUCGGUUGAGAUAAUAAUACAAAUGAAAGCAUUUCCAUGUAUUGUACCUAAUUGAAGUACGAUAUUCAAACGUUAUUAUUUAAAUAGUAAACAUGACAAACCUAACUGAAGGCGACGAAUCAGCAGAAUUAGCCCGUUCAGAAAAUGGCGAUUCGACAUCAAGCGAACUCGAACGUUUACAAAAUUCGUCCCCAUGUCCCUCUGGGACCGAAUCACCAACUGAGCGAGGAAUAGCAAAAUCAAAGAAACAAGAACAGCACAUUUUAAGAAUUAUUGCAGAAGCUACAAAGCUAGGGACGAAUACUUUAGAUUUGAGCAAUAAGGGAAUGCGUCAGUUUCCUUCAGAAAUCUUGGAAAUGCCACAGUUGGAGUAUCUUUACAUAGAAGGCAAUGAAUUGACAGCAAUACCUGAUGAGUUGUUUGACAGGCUGCCCAAUCUGAAAUGGCUGGACCUGCGGCGCAACUAUCUGGUGCGGCUGCCUAGUGUGUACACGGGCAGACAUAAGAAUCUCCGUAACCUACUGCUGGAGGGAAACAAUCUACGGACUCUACCUCUUGAACUGGGUUUGAUAAAGUCCUUACAUGGCCUAAACAUCAACAACAACCCUCUUGAGUUCCCGCCUCCAAGCAUCAUAGAGAAAGGGACAACAGAGGUCUUGAAGUUUUUACGAGAGAUGAUCCAGACAAAGACCUCAGGAAAACUACAGAACCCCGGAACGCCAUCACGCGUAAGAACCGGCUUACGGCGGUCUGCCCAUGCAAACAUCAAAGCCCACUCAGCCCGCCUCGCCUCCCAGCAGUUCCCUCUGUUAGAGGUCGAGGAACCCUUGGAUCCGCCCUCAGGGUGGGGCCCAGACCAGGCCGGGCAAGUGGACCCAGCAGGAGAUAAUCACCUAGAUAUUGACGAGGGUUCAAGCAGUUCUGACAACUGGGAGGACGAUGAGGGGGACCUACGGCAGUACGCCUACAGACGGGCACACGAACGCACGCUCUCCACGACUGAGCAAGCCCGUCAGACCGCGCCAGGCCAGAUCGCACCCAUCAACAAAUCGGCUGAGCUUCAUCGACCUGUAAGCUACACGUCCUUGAAACAGACCAAGAAUGAAAAGUUGAAAAAAGCUGGUGCUAUGGGCAUUAUUCCAAGACGGGAGCAAAAGGUUAGGAAAUCUAGUUCUAAGCCAAUCAGCCAGAGUGGCUCAGUGGAAACAAUACGGAAGCCCCACUCUGCCACAAGUGUUCUAGACUGGAAGGUGAAUCCCUACCCAGAGCCCCCAUCGGCUGACUAUGUGAGCCUGCGCGCCCGAGAGGAACGGCAGAUGGCGAAGGAGCGGGAAUUCAAAGAGAAAACGGAUAUCAUACUUCAGAGACGCAAAGAUGAGGAACUGCUGAAAGGCUGGCGAAUGGAGACAAAGCGAUUGCAGCAGAAGAGAUACUUUGAGAGCCUGCGCAAUGGAACCAAAGACUUCCUUGACCCUGUUGAAGGAGCGCCCUUUGACAUUGACAGAGACUACAUCAAGAUUCCAACCAAUGAGGAAAGAAUUAAGCAAGAUGUGAAGUCGGCUCAUGAGAAAAUACGCCGUGCUGUGUCACCGGCAACAAGACAACGCAUUGAGGAGGAAAAGGCUCAGAGAAUUCUGCAGCUGGAGAAGCGAAUCAAGACUCACACAAGUCAGAUGCACGACAGACGCAAGGCGCCCAAGGGCACGCCUCAGGAGGAAAUGGAGGCCGCGCGCAAGGAGCUUGAAGUGGCUGAGGCAUUGCAUCGCGAGCUGAUUGCGCGUCGUAAGGACAUGGAGUACCGCUUUAAGGCAUUUGUAGCCGACGUGCCUACCUCGUACGCUCGCACACGCUCCCUCAAACCAAACAAAUGAACGUGUUAAUGGUUGAAUUUUGUAGCAUAUAAAGUGCAGAUUUAUAGGAUGCGUAGAUAGAGAGUAGGGAGGAUAAAUAUAGGAUGCUUGAUAUAGUCAGGCUGUCAACCAAUCCAACUCAGCCUGGCUCUGGGAAAACGGGGUUUAAGGCAUGUGAGUAAUAAGUUAUCCCUGUAAAGUCUGUGCACUCUGCAAAGGCUUAUCAGGGACUACACUUUAACCCUUUGCAUGCUGGGAAAUUUGUCGUCUGCUAAAAUGUCGUCUGCUGAAUUUGUAAAAUUAGCAUUUUCUUUGAUUUUUUUCAUAGAAUACUAUUAGAAUCGCAAACAGUUUGGAUCCAGAUGAGACGCCACGUUCUGUGGCGUCUCAUCUGGAUCCAAACUGUUUGCAAAGGCCUUCAAAAUUCUAUUCCAGCGCUGAAAGGGUUAACUAGAUUAAAAUAGACUUCUGUUAAACAAAAAAUGCAAUAAACCGGAAAGUGUCGUCCCUGAUUAGACUUGUGCAAACUUCACAAGCUAAUCUGGGAGGACACUUUUCUCACAUGCAUUAAACCCUAUUUUCCCAGAGCAUAUCUGAUUUACUUCUUAAAUGCUGGAAAGAACUCGUUUAUUUUGAUUGUACUAUAAUUAUGUCCACUAUAUUUCAUAAUUUAAGAAUUUUUCCUGUCAUUUUUAGCUCACCUGAGCACAACGUGCUCAUGGUGAGCUUUUGUGAUCGCCUUUCGUCUGUCGUCCGUCGUGCGUUGUCCGUUGUGCGACAUCAACAUUUGCCUUUUUCACUCUCUAAAGGCCACAUUUAUUGUCCAAUCUUCAUGAAAUUUGGUCCGAAGAUUGGUUUCAAUGAUAUCUUGGAUGAGUUUGAAAAUGGUUACGUUUGCUUGAAAAACAUGGCCGCCAAGGGGCAGGGCAUUUUUCCUUAUAUGGCUAUUUACGGCUAUAGCAAAAUCUUGUUAACACUCUAGAGGCCACAUUUAUUGUCCGAUCCUCAUGAAACUUGGUCAGAAGAUUCAUCCCAAUGAUAUCUUGGUUGAGUUUUAAAAUGAUGUCGGUUGGUUGAAAAACAUGGCUGCCAAGGGGCGCGGCAUUUUUCCUUAUAUGGCUUUAGUAAAACCUUGUUAACACUCUAGAGGCCACAUUUAUUUUCCGAUCUUCAUGAAACUUGCUCAGAUGAUUUGUCCCAAUGAUAUCUUGGAUGAGUUAAAAAAUGGUAAACUUGGCUUGAAAGACAUGGCUGCCAAGGGGCGGGGCAUUUUUCCUUAUAUGGCUAUCUAUGGCUAUAAUAAAAUCUUGUUAACUUUCUAGUUUGCUCAAUCUUCAUGAAAUUUGAUCAGAACAUUGGUUUCCUGUGUAGUAAAGUUUGGUUUUAUUAUGUCAAUAUUAUGUGACAUUAACUGUAUUAUGUAAUUUUUCAUAGCAAAGAAUUUUCAUAGUUAACAUAACUGUUUUAGUCAUUAACACUUAUGAUAAGCCUUUCAACUAAGAGAUAACUGAAAGAAAGACAACAUGUACAUGAUUUUGCAGUAUUUAUGCAGUAUUUAUCUCCCUUGUUUUAUCUGAUUCAGUAAUUUAUUUUUAGUUCUGCUCUGGAAUUUGGGAAGAUAUUGAUCAUUGAUAAAUGCACUGUUCUGAGGGAAAAUUGACUACUCUGCCAUUGAUCUCUUCUGAACUGUAUAAAAUAAGCUGUUUUGGCUGAUUUAAACACCUCUUGAUGUUUUCUUGAAAAGUUAACAGCUCUUGAAAAAGGUUGGAAUUUUUAAAUAAUUAUUCUCUAAAUAAUUUUUAACACCAGCAUCAAGACAUUUUGGCAUUAUUAUGCCCUCCUUCGAAGAAGAGGGGGUAUAUUGCUUUGCACAUGUCGGUCUGUCGGUCGGUCUGUCGGUCGGUCUCUCGGUCGGUCGGUCCGUCCACCAGGUGGUUUCCGGAUGAUAACUCAAGAACGCUUGGGCCUAGGAUCAUGAAACUUCAUAGGUACAUUGAUCAUGACUUGCAGAUGACCCCUAUUGAUUUUCAGGUCACUAGGUCAAAGGACAAGAUCACAGUGACCCGAAAUAGUAAAAUGGUUACCGGAUAAUAACUCAAGAACGCUUAGGGCUAGGAUCAUGAAACUUGAUAGGUAGAUUGAUCAUGACUCGCAGAUGACCCCUAUUGAUUUUCAGGUCACUAGGUCAAAGGUCAAGGUCACAGUGACCCGAAAUAGUAAAAUGGUUUCCGGAUGAUAACUCAAGAACGCUUAUGCCUAGGAUCAUGAAACUUCGUAGGUAGAUUGAUAAUAGCUGGCAGAUGACUCCUAUUGAUUUUCAGGUAACUAGGUCAAAGGUCAAGGUCACGGUGACACGAAAUAGUAAAAUGGUUUCGGGAUGAUAACUGAAGAACGCUUAUUCGUAGGAUCAUGAAACUUGAUAGGUAGAUUGAUCAUGUCUCGCAGAUGACCCCUAUUGAUUUUCAGGUCACUAGGUCAAAGGUCAAGGUCACGGUGACCCGAAAUAGUUAAAUGGUUUCUGGAUGAUAACUCAUUCUCUAAAUUAUUAUUAUUUAGAUCAUUUCUAUUUGGCAUUUUCUAAAUAAGAAAGACUCUACUUCAAUAACUUUAGUAGAUUUUUCUUAUUUUUACAUUUGAUCCACUGAAGUUUCCUAAUCUGCAUAAAUAUUGUUCUUUAGAUUAAAUUAGACCUCUUUUGUAAACUAGAUUUUUGAAGCCUUUUCUAGACUAACAGUAACUUAUAUUUAUAUCAGUUUUUUUGACAGAUUUUGAUAUUACAUUCAUUAGGUAUUUGCUGUAUGUUGUUCAUUUUUGAAACGAUACUUAGAUUCUUUAGACUUGGCUUGUACCUGUUCUUAAUUUUCUGUCAUUGUUCUUCAUUUUCCGAGUUCUUGGAAUAAAAAUUAGUUAUUUUUGUUAAAGCUGCCUUGGUUUUCACUUAUAAAUAAAUUCUUUGAGUGUAUUUAGGCGUAUCUGACUGAACACCUUUAGUUAAUUGAAUUACAACCAGUCAGUAUAUUCAUCCUGACAGGAAAUAAGAGUUUGUCAAAUAAAUAUUUCCGCAAUACAUAAGUGCUCACAAAGUUUACAUAACUUGUAACUGUCCUGUGACCGGUUCAUUUGCGUAAGCGAAGGAGACCGCACUACCACACCUGGAUAGGACAGUUGAGUUCGAUAAUGGUUUGGAUCGGUAAAAAAAACAUGGCCGCCAGGGUGGGGGGUCUUAUUCCUUAUAUUUGUAUAGUAAAAAUGAUUGUGAACAUUCUAGAAGUCACAUGUUUUGCCUAAUCAUCAUGAAAUUUUGUCAAAACAUUAGUUAUGUGGAUGUCUUGGACGAGUUCGAAAAUGGUCAUUAUCAGUUAAAAAACAUUGCCGCCAGGGAGUGGGGCAGUUUUCUUAAUAUGUAUAUAGUGAAAACAUGUGAACAGUCUAGAAGACACAUUUUAUUCCCAUUGAAUCUUCAUGAAAUUUGGACAUAUCUUGGAAGAGUUUAAAAAUGGUUCAGGUCUGUUAAAAAAAACAUGGCCGCCAAGGGGCCAUUUGUUGUUCAUUCUUCAUGAUACUUGGUUAGAACUUUUGUUCCAUUGAUAUCUUCGGCUGCAAAGAACAGAUCAUUUCUUUUUAUCUCAGGUGAGCUACUUUGGGUCUUUCAGGCCCUCUUGUUUAGAUGUAUGGUCAUUCAUACAGCACAAUUGGUCCGUAAACAGUAUAUAUCAAAAAUAAAUAUAGUAAUGUUAAUUUGAUUUUUUUCUAAUACCUUUUUAUGUACAUUUUCCAUAUAUUGUUCCUAUAGAACAUGGUUGACAGCCUGUAUCUAGUUGGAAUAGUCGUUAUAAGACUUAAACAUAGCUAGUCAACAUAGGAUUUUAUUAAGACCUCAUUUUAGGUGUCAUGAGAAUGUAAAUAUGUGUUAAUAUGAUAUGUGCAUAGCUGGAAAAAUUGGGUUUAAUGCAUGUGAUUUAAGUGUCCUCCAAAAAUAUAUAUAGUCUGUGCAGCCUGCAAAUGCUUAUCUGGGACAACACUUUCCUUUUAAACUGGAUUUUUGACCUCUUACCUCCUUAAAACAAAAAAUGACCUAAAAUCUGAAAGUGAUGUCCCUUAUUAUCCUUUCAGACUGCACAGUCUAACUCUUUAAGUGCUGGAACCGAAUUUUGAAGGCCUUUGCAAAAAGUUUGGAUCCAGAUGAGACACCACAGAACGUGGCGUCUCAUCAGGAUCCAAACUGUUUGCUAUUCUGAUAGUAUUCUUUGAAAAAAAAUGAAGAAAAUGCUUAUUUUAGAAAUUCAGCAGACAACAUUUUAGCAGACGACAAAUUUCCCAGCAUGCAAAGGGCUAAUUUGGGACAACACUUUACAACAUGCAUACGAUCAGUUGUCAACUCCCUGUGUGAUACAAUAUACUAUACAACAUAUUUAGUACCUUGUUCAGUUUAUUUUAAUGCAACUAUUAAGGAGAAAGUGCCAUUAAAAAUGUUCGUCUAUUGUUCUGCCUUAUACCUCCAUUUUGUAACAGGGCCAAAUUCUUUUGUCCUUGUUGUCCGGUGAAACUGGAGGGGACUUAUGAUUUGCGCUCUGUGUGUCGGUCAGUCAGUCUGUCUGUCACACUUUUCUGGAUCCUGCGAUAACAUUUUAAAGUUCUUCAUAUAUUUUCAUGAAACUUGAAACAUGGAUAGAUGGCAAUAUGGAGAUUAUGCACAUCAUUUCAUUUUGUUCAUACGUCAAGUAUUCUGGUUGCUAUGGUGUAGUUUCAACGGUAGGGGACAUAUAUUGCUUGGCAAUAGUCUUGUUUGGUUUGUUCUGUCUUUCAUAAUUUUAUAUGAUUUGCCUUCAUUGUCAUUGGUUAAAAUACGACAUGGUAUAUUACAAGUCAGAUUAAUUUAGUUUCACACAUUUAGCUUUUAUGCAUAUAUGCACACUCUGGGUAUGUAUGUUGAUUUCUUAGUAUGUUUUUCUUAUUUUGGCAUAAAAUUCAAUUAUUUGUUUGCCUGAUUGUAAUUCCAGUUUAUUACAAUUUAUUAUCCUUAUACUAAUAACAAUUUUUCAAAUGUAUCUGGAAUGUUAUUUAAUUGUUUUGUAUUUAUUUUAUUUUAUUUUAUUUAAGUCUGAAAAAGAGUACACAUAUUAAAAUUAUAAAUAUUUUUUGAAUUCCAUUGCAAUGAAAAUGUGUGUAAAUAUUGUUUUCAUUGAAUGAUAAAAGAACAAAGAUGAUCUUUGGUUGUGAAUAGAAUAAAGUGUUUGUGUAUUUUUUACAGUAUUAGAUAGUGAUAACAUACAGUAUUGCAGGAGAGACAUUUACUACAUUAUGAACCAUAGCAAAGAACUGUUUGUUCUACCCAUUCUAUGCAAAGGACAUUUGAAAUACUCAAAUCACAGAUGAAAUUUGAAAUAUUUAUAAUUUGUUGUUGGUAUGCAAAGCUCAGUUUUAAUUGUUACCAAAUAGACACCAAGUGCGUUUAUAUGCACAUUAUUUAUCAAGAAUUACCAGUGAAAUACAUUCAUUAAAUAUAUUCCAGAUUUUGUUGGAUUCAGGGUUACCCUAGAUGAAUGCACAUUAAAUGUUUCAAAAUGCCCACAGAUUUUUUGAUUGCCAAUCAGUUUUUAGCUACCAGUACUUUUAUAACAUGCUAUUGUCAAUCUAUAUCUUGCAAUAAUUUGUGUAAAUUGCUGUCUUUGAUGUGAUGGUUUUUAGAAAUCAGUAGUGUUUGUGAAAACAGUAGUAUUUGUUAAAACACAUUUUAGUGAAAAGUGUGUUUAUGCAUCAUAUUUUCACUAAAAUUUUAUGAAUGCAUACUUUAUGGUCCUCUGCACACAUGUUUGUAGUUUUUAAAAGUCCUUGUUAUUAGGCUGUAGUUAUUGUACGAUUGUAGUGAUGCAAAAUGUGCUAUAUUGUGUUAUUUUUAUUUAUUCAGUUUCGUGAAAUUUGUUGCCAGUAGGUCGGUCUAGUAGAUAUUUGAAUGUUUUUGUUUGUUUAGUGACGUUAAAAGAACAUGAACACACAUUUAUUGUGUAAUGGAAAUGUACCAUUGAUUGAGACAUUUUGUCACAUUAUUUCAUAUUUUAAUAUGAAAAAAACCAUUAUACAUUUACUUGAUACAAUUGUCAAUACUUUCUAAAACGAUCAGACAUCAUUUGAUGCAAAUUUCUCAUUCCAAGCCCUUUUCCUACUGGUUUACGACAAAGGAAUUAUUAAAAAAUGAUCUUAAUGCUUGAAUGUUCUCUUUUAUGCAAAUUUUACAAUAUCUUGUAUGUUCUUUCAAGUGACUGUAGUGUAUAUCCAAACAUGUUUAACUGAUUUAAUUAUUAUUUUUGCAGAAUCGGCAUAUUGUGUCAAUGCCCUUUCAUUUUCCCCUGCUUUGCAAGCAUGUUUCUUUCCAUGAAUAAUUUUGUCAAUAUUUAUAUUUUGAUCUCAAAAAUGUGCAUUGUUAAUAUAUAUAAAAUGGUUGUGAUAAAUAAUUAAGUAAUAUUGAUUUCAUUUGUCAACAUUCAAAAUUUAAGCAAUACUAAAACAAUAUAUUUAUAUAAAGUACACAUGUACUCACACGUACAGUAAUCACAUGAAUUAUAUCUAUUAUGUUAACCAAAAGUUAAUAUUUUGAAAGGUUGACAUUAUUGUGCCUCCAAGUAUUGAAAGGCAUUAAGCAUUCCACUUGUCCGUCCAUAUGUAUGUCAAAGUGUCCCGAAGCUGGCAUUUUGGACUCCUCUUUCACUGCUAUAUGCAUCUCACGCAUUUGGAACAUAUGUAUUCAAAGUUGAAUGAGCUUAAUGUGUAGAUGAUAUUCAUGAAAUGCUCUUUGACUGUGAUGAUCUUGUAAGAAUUAUUGCACUUUGGGUUUUUCCACUGUAGUAGAUGCAGUUCCGAAAAUGUGUUUGUUCAACUCAUAUUACUGCAUGGUGGAUUGUUUUCAAUCUUUGACAGCUGAAUACGUAAAUGAUUAAUAUGGAAGGAAUUUAGACUGCGACCAGUUUUGGGCAAACUGGUCCGUGUCUUUUUUUCUGCUGUAUAAAAUAUAGUGAAUUUGUCUGUGUUAAAAUAUGCAUUGUGGGGCAGCAGUGUCUGUGACAUAUUCUUGUUAAUUUAGUAUUAAUUCAUCUUAAGAUUUAGUUUACGGAAAUAUGUAAGUAUUUUCAAUGGCAAUUGAAUUUGAAUCAAAUGUUUUCAUUUAUUGAAAAAUGAACAAAAUCAACACAUAGUAAACUAAGUCCGAUUUGAUUUUAUGUUAUACUUGUUAUCUAUAGCUAUGCAUAAAGAACUUGGCAGCCUGUUGCUAAUGUAUCUCGGAUGACGUGUGAUGUGUCACUCAUUCAAUUUUACUGGUAUGCUAUAUUUAUGUGUUUUAGAUUCGAUAUCCUUUAUUAAUGUGUUUUACAUUCGAAUCUAUAACUAUUUCCGAAGUGAUAUCUACUGUUAUUUAUUAUGAUUAUAAUAUUAUUAUUGUACAUAGCAUGUGCUUUUAUUGCCAUUAAUAUUUAGGAAAAGAAGCCAUACUAUUAGUAUUAAA